CCUACCUACCUACCUAUGUAUAACAGCCUAGCAUGUAUCCAGAUAUGUGUAUCAAUAUAUACAUAUGUAUGCGUGCAAAGCCGCAUCCAUCCAUCCAUCCAUCCAUCCAUCCACCCAUCCAUCCAUACCAGAGCCACCUCCUCCAACCCUCCCAAACCCCACAAGCACCAUAACCCACCUCACAUCACUUCACAUUCACCAACCCAACCAAACCCCCGAGCCUCAAGCCCACAACCCCCCGAAGCUAAAAACUGCGACGUGCGACAAAACACAAACUAGAUCAUGGAUCGGUUUGUGCUACUGUACCUUACCUUGCCUUACUGUGCCUAUUAUUACUACUAGGAACUAAACCGGGCUCCCCCGUGGUACUAUUUACCUUGCCUAGGCAAGGCAAGUAAGUGGCUAGGUAAGGUGGGCAGUGCAGUAGUUAGGUAGAUGAUGGGAUG
This is a messenger RNA of Amorphotheca resinae ATCC 22711, 446 nucleotides long. RefSeq lists its product as hypothetical. The transcript has a single exon. Bases 65 to 349 code for a protein of 94 amino acids. Lineage: Eukaryota; Fungi; Ascomycota; Leotiomycetes; Helotiales; Amorphothecaceae. The record is from RefSeq and is a predicted model, not a curated record.